AUGUCAGAUUUAUCAAAGAACUUCAGCUCACUUUUGGAAUCAGCCAAAGGCCUGAGUCAGGUUCUUCGUCAAUCAGCUGGAAAUAGUGGUAAUUUUGAUUCAUCUGCUCUAAAAGAGAUAUUGAAUGCAAAUAGCCUCUCCGCAUUUAAUACCUCAUUUGUUGACGCUGGUAUCGAUCAAAAGCCACUUUCGACUGAAGAGAUCAUCCACAAAUUAAAUUCUACACGUGAAGGGAGUAAGCUCAUUGCGCUCAAGUACAUCAUGAAACUGAUGUCUACCGAGUCUGUUCGGGAUGACGAAGUGUUAGUAUACUUUCCCCACGUACUGAAAGGAAUCAACUCUCCAAACUUGACAAUAAAGAAGCUUGUAUUUAUCUUUUUGCUUCGAUACAACCAUAAGCAACCUGAUAUUGCCCUUCUUUCAAUCAAUGCUAUCCAAAAGUCCCUGGCUGAUAGAGAUCCAGUGAUUCGAAGUCUUGCGAUACGGGUUUUGGGUGGGGUACAAAUAAAAGCGAUUGUUCCUAUUUUGAUACUAAGUUUGAAAAAAACAAUUGUUGAUGUCAGUGCUCUUGUAAGAGCUUCCUCAGCCAUUGCGAUCAGGAAAUGCCAUGUUUUAAACGGUUCUAGUCUGUAUCAGGCGGAGGAUGACGAGCAUGUGAUACAAGAAGCAGAUAACGACUCGAUCACAACACAGCUCUACACAUUUUUGAGUAAACUUUUAGCCGAUUCCGAUCCCAUGGUCAUUGGUACAGCUUUGAUAGCGUUUCAUGAGCUAUUUCCUCAUGGAUACAAACUGCUACAUAAAGUCUUCAGGCAUAUUUGUUCCAAUUUAACAGCUUUGGAACCAGUUGCCCAAUCCUUAGCUAUUCAACUACUGACAAUUUACAGCCGAAAAUUUCUCCAAAAGACUCAUGUAGUCUUGGAUGAUAAUGAGAAAAUAUAUUUUGACUGCUAUCCACAUAAAUGUUCAAAUGUGGAUUCAUCCACUGAUGUGCAUUAUGACCCAGAUUUAAUUCUCUUCUUAGAUGCCCAAAAAAAUUUAAUUCAUUCAUUAGACUCAUGUGUUCUUUUUUCUGUGGCUAAAAGUUUUUUGUGUCUCUCAUGUGCUACAACUAUAAAGACGUACAAGAUAGAUGCGAUGCUAUUAAACAUGGUUUCGUUAGUUGAGCCAUCAGGCCUGAAACCCUAUGUUCUGCAGCUAAUUUUAGUUUUCACAAUGUACGAGCCCAGCUUGUUCUCUUCCCAUAUUAAAGAAUUUUUUGUUCUUCCCAGUGAUGAUAGCCGAACUAUUCAUCUAAAAGUAGCGAUUUUGGUGCAACUUCUGAAUGCUGACACUUUUGGACCUAUUUUUAACGAGUUAAAGUACUAUCUACAUGAGUCCAGCUAUGUUGAGGAUGAAUCGAAAGUUGAGAUUCUGAAACUUGUCAAUGAACUCUACAGUAGCCCACACCUGUUUGAGAGCCAAAUAUCUACCAUUUUGAGUUGGUAUUUGAGUAAGCUUGACCAGUGUAUACAACCUUCUCUUUUACCGGAAUAUUUCAAUGGAAUUAGACUAUUCAUCCAGGAAAACUUGAUUUCUAAUGAGAGGACCCUUGGAAUUCUUGUCGCCAAACUAAUUGAGCAUAAGGUUGAGGGGCCAACAAAGGGAUCCAUUAUCUGGCUUCUGGGAGAAUUUGCUAAUCUGUCCAAUCCUCAUGUUGACACUAGUUUUAUUGUUGAUAUUUUAAGGAUCAUGCUUCAAAAUUUUCCCUCUGAGGGUCCUGAAGUUAAACUGAACAUUUUGUACCUGGCAGCAAAAUUAUUGGCAAAGGAUAUUUACAACUUUAAAACCAGCAACAACAACAACUCCGAUUUCAGUUUCAAUUCUCCUCUAUUCAAGUGCUUUAAUCUAGUUUUGAACUACUGCAAGUAUGACAAAUCGGUGGAUAUUAGAGACAGGGCACGAUUUAUAAGCUCUUUAUUACCAAACUUAGUUAUUGAUGAGGAAAACAGUGUGAAAAUUGUGAAUUUAGAGCGGCUCAUUGAAACGCAACAUAUCUCCUUGACCCGGAAGCUACGAAGAAUCGAGAUCGGAGUAUUAGUUUUCCAAGUUUUCAAAAAGCCACCAAAGAUAAGCACCAAGAAGUGUGAAAGGUUGAUAUCCAAAUUGAUACUGGACUAUCUUAAAAUGGUUGAAUGGAAUGUCUUGUCCGCAAACGAGUUAGCCCGAUUUACGGAAAAGCGUAGUCUUGAUCUUGACAUCAAGAAUUACUCGCAGAACACCAGCUGGCUAUCAAACGAGUAUAAUAAAUCCAACACGAAUGAACCUGCAUUGGAGAGCCAUAAUUCUUUUACAGUUGGUUCCGGUCAACCUCAGUUCAGUCGUCAAAACAAAUUACAAUCGUCAAAGUCGUUAAAGAUUAAAACUUUGGAUGAAUUUUUCAGCAGCGAUAGCGUUGAAGAUUAUAGUGCAAGCAGCUCCAAUGAAAAUAGUGGAAAUGAUGAUGAUGACGGUGAUUAUGAUCGAGAUGAUGGUGAUGAUGAUGAAGAAGAAGAGGAGGAGCAGGCGGAAGAGGAUGAAGACGAUGAAGACGAUGAAGACGAUGAAGACGAUGAAGACGAUGAAGACGAUGAAGACGAUGAAGACGAUGACGAUGAAGGGAAUGUAACGAUUGAAGGAAGUCGAAAAGACGAAAAAAGCAGAAGCACUAAUUACAGUGAGAUCGGGGAUACCCGAGGCAAUUGGGCGUAA
Messenger RNA from Komagataella phaffii GS115, 2730 nucleotides. RefSeq lists its product as uncharacterized. Gene Ontology annotation, cellular component: membrane coat. NCBI's taxonomy places the organism in Eukaryota, Fungi, Ascomycota, Pichiomycetes, Pichiales, Pichiaceae. The transcript has a single exon. The record is from RefSeq and is a predicted model, not a curated record. The coding region runs from base 1 to 2730 and encodes 909 amino acids. Gene Ontology annotation, biological process: intracellular protein transport; vesicle-mediated transport.